AUACGUCUGUAAUAAAUAUUUUCAUAUUAUAUUUAUUCGGUGAUACUAAUAAUGAUUUAUUUAUAAAUAUUUAAACUUAACGCGUAGCAGCGUAAUAGUGUUCGAUUAUCGCAAGAAAAUAAAAAAAAUACUCACCUUUAAUUAUCACCAAAUUAUAUUUAUAUAACAAAUUGUAGUACGAGGCCCUGUUUUUUUCGUGUUUUGAUUUAAAUACAUAUUCGGAGUAAAUAAUAUAAUAUAAAUAGCUAGAAUAUUAAUGUAAUGUAAUCAUGGAAAACAUUAAGAUAAAUACUUCCCUAGCGUCUUUGCCUGAUGAAAUAAUAUCAUUAAUACUUUCAAACAUUGAGCCUCGAGAUAUCAUCAGAUUUUCAGUUACAUGUAGACGGUUUUAUGAAAUUGUAAUAAAUAAUGAUUACCUUUGGAAAAUUAAGUAUUCUGAAAUGUUACCCAAAGAAAUUGUCACAGUUGUUGAAGAAAAUGAUUGCAUAUGGUUAAGAGAAAUGAUUCAAUAUUAUAAACUAAAGAGAAAAAUAUUUAUUGAACUAGUUUCUAUGUCUCCAAAAUCUUUUUGGAGAGUCUAUGAAGUAUCAAUUGAAGAUGUGAGAAGCUUUUUUGCAUUUGCAACGGAAACGAAUUUAAGUUUUUAUUACACAGUCCACAUUCUACAAGGUAUUGUUAAAAAAGGGACUAAAAUUUUAGAUGCUCUAACAAUUGUAAAACCAUUGUAUACAUUGACUGUAAUGUAUUAUACGAAAAUUGUUCUUCGUCAUUUGAUCCAAACAUACCUUGCUAUUAAAUGGGUAAAGCUGCAUAUGAAAAACAUGUUGACGCCAGAAGUUGUUAUAACGUUCUUCCUGCAGUGGAUAGACCCCAUUAAUAUUUACACCGAUGAAGAAGUUGAGAUUAAGAUCCAGGGCUUAGUCGCGAAAGUUGAAAAUGUUCUAAAAGAGGUAUACUCAAAUAAUAGCAACGAAAAAGAGGAUUUCAAAUAUUCCGAUAAAGAAGUGCUGCUUGCAUUGACACAAGUAAUAUAUAAAGAUGAAAAGUUUUCUGUUUGCGCGAACACCAAAGUGAAAACCUUAAACUUAGCAAAGGUAAUAGAGGAAAGUAACGGGAACAUCAUAACAUAUGCAGUGAUUUAUCACGCUGUUGCAAAGAGGCUCGGUGUGAAAUGUGAUCUGAUUGCAUUUCCAAAUCAUUUAUUCUUAGAGUGGCAAAAUAAUGAAGAUCCGAGUACGCCGUUGUUCACAAUAGAUCUGAUUACCGGGUCUGUAAACCCCAAGAGACGGUGUCCUUUCUCACAGAGCGCAAGUAGUGAAUACGAAUACGUUCCCGAUUCCCUCCUGCAGUACAUAUAUUCUUCUUACAUGAAAUCAAAAGGGGCUAUUCGAGAUUGUAAAACUCAAAAUGCAAUUCACCUACUGGACUUCCUUGGUACAAGGCACAUAAAUAACAAUCCUUACAAAAAUUUCUUUACUUAUUUGAUAGAACACUCCGAUACUCCAGUCAUGGAUACGCCGCUUAAUAUGACAUAUAUACAUGACGUACAUCUUCAGAUGUUGGUGGCAUUAGCAAAUUUAAAUCCGGCUCCAGAAGUCGCUUAUCAUACCGUUUCAGUUAAGAAACACCGAAGUUAUGUAACAUUCGCUGUGGGUAUGAUAUGUUACCAUAAAGUAUACAACUAUAUGUGCAUCAUACUCGGGUGGGAACUCGAUGGCUCACACUUACGGAUACCUACUGAAGAUAAUCUCGGCCUUGGGCGGGAUCAGCCAUUUUAUCGUGUUAUUGCGGGAGAUCAGUCUGAAAGAUAUGUAGCUCAAGAAAACUUAAUGGCAGUUACGACGCCUUUUCGUAUACAUCGCCUUGAAGAUCACAUAGCGAGAGAAUUUACACAUUUUGAUGGUUUUUCUUACGUUCCCAAUAAUGAAAAGAUUUUAGAGUAUCCAAAGGAACAAUUAAUUACUGAAGUAUUCAGAAAACGUUUUGUCAAUGUUGCUAUACCUUAAAUUAUAAAUAAAUAUUAUAUACCAUCGUGUAUAACACUUACAUAAAGUUAAUUAACUGAUACUUAAAGAUCAUUUUUAAGUGUAUUUUUUUAAAGAAACGAUUUUACUGUUUAAAGUUUUUUUUCAAAAGUGUAUUAUGUCUGUAAGUAUAAUAUAGGCGCAAUCUAAGUUGGCUGGAAUGAUGUAAUAUUAACAAGUUUAUCGCAUAAAUUAUUUAUAGGAACAAAAGUGCAGAGUAUUCGGGAGGAGGCUUGAAAUGCAUGUCAAUGGUCACAAGUCAUGGUCAAAUAUCGAUUAUGAAUUUAGAUUUAAUAUCAAUUUUAUUCCAUUAAUUGUAUGGUAUAAUUAAAACUUGACUAUCUAUACUGAUAUAAUCAAUAUUUAAAUUGUUGUCUAGUCAUUAUUGCGACUAAAUGACAACAAUUUGGAUUUGAUAUGGUUUUAUUUCGUUGGCGGUUGUUUUUUUUAUAGUCGAUAAGCAAGUGUAAUGGUUUUAUUUAAAUUUAGUCGAUUUGUGUAAUCGCUAUUUCUUGUUUUAAUAGUGGUUGUGAUAAUAUGUAUUAAGAAUAUUAUUGAAAAAAUAAAUAGAAUAUAAUUCUACUAUAUAUAUUCUUACUAAUAAAAAUUGACGCUGAGGAGGACAAAAUAGAUUUUUUCAAACCAAUCUUUGGAAGGAUUAAGAAUCAGUGGCUUCUCAGAGUGCUAACUCCAGUCCGGCCAACUUAGCCAACCUAAUAUUACCUACCAAAAUUUAUAAAUUUAAUUUACACAUGUUAAGAUAUAUUAAGAUGUGCAUAUAUAUUCUUUUGUUAUAUUAAUAUUAUAAAUUGUAAUUUAUAU
Vanessa atalanta (red admiral) is the source of this 2846-nucleotide messenger RNA. RefSeq names its product F-box only protein 21-like. The transcript is spliced from 10 exons. The record is from RefSeq and is a predicted model, not a curated record. The coding region runs from base 270 to 2006 and encodes 578 amino acids. Lineage: Eukaryota; Metazoa; Arthropoda; Insecta; Lepidoptera; Nymphalidae. Gene Ontology annotation, molecular function: protein binding; DNA binding.